AUGGCACUUUAUGCACUCCUCGCGGCUCUUGCCACCUCCUCCACCGCUCUUGCGGCGAGCCUCCAGCAAAUCACCAGCUUCGGUGACAACCCGACCAACAUCCAAAUGUUCGAGUAUGUCCCGGACAAGCUGGCCGAGGCACCUGCCGUCGUGGUCAAUCUUCAUCCAUGCGGCGGUAGCGCAGCCAUGUGGUUCCGAGGAACCAAGAUGCCAACAUAUGCGGAUGAGCUUGGCUUCGUCCUCAUCUACCCCGGCACGACCAACAUGAAUAACUGCUGGGACGUCCAUAGCCCGGAAAGCCUCACCCACGGCAAGGGUGGCGACGCCCUCGCCAUCGUCAACAUGGUAGACUACGCUCUCAAGACCCACGGCGGUGACCCGCAGCGCGUCUACGUCAUGGGAAGCUCUUCGGGUGCCAUGAUGACCAACGUCCUUGCCGGCUCCUACCCAGACGUCUUCGAGGCCGGCUCCGCCUACUCCGGAACGGCCCACGCCUGCUUCGCGGGCGCGCCCUCCGCCACUCCCAUGUCGCCCAACCAGACCUGCGCCCAGGGCCUCUCGCACACGCCGGAAGAGUGGGCCUCGUUCGUGCACAACUCGUACCCCGACUACGAUGGACCCCGCCCGCGCAUGCAAAUCUUCCACGGAAACGCCGACGCCCUGGUCAGGCCCGCGUGCGCGGUCGAGGCGUUGAAGCAGUGGUCGGCCGUGCUGGGCGAGACCAACACCCAGAAUGUCACGGGCGUGCCCUCGUCCGCGUACACCCAGCUCAUCUACGGCGAUGGGUCCAAGCUCAUGGGCUUCUUCGGAGCCGGUGUCGGACACACUGCGCCUGUGAAUGAAGAGCUCACUCUUCGAUUCUUUGGUUUACUGGAGUAA
Messenger RNA from Parascedosporium putredinis, 879 nucleotides. The record is from the annotation of a GenBank genome assembly. NCBI's taxonomy places the organism in Eukaryota, Fungi, Ascomycota, Sordariomycetes, Microascales, Microascaceae.